Molecule: messenger RNA, 5652 nt
Organism: Linum trigynum
Lineage: Eukaryota; Viridiplantae; Streptophyta; Magnoliopsida; Malpighiales; Linaceae
Source: the annotation of a GenBank genome assembly
AACUGACCUACCCAUUCUCUAUCUACUUUCUCUCUCUUAAAAACACUGACUUAAUCAUCGGAGAGUAUCUGAGGCCCCGCCUCUAGAUCCCUUCUACAUAAUCUCAACAAGAACGACCUCCAUCCCGCCUGGUACUUUCCAGGCUUAUACAGUAACCACACUGUUUGAACACCUCUAGCUAUAAUAGAGGAGCAUAUUUGUGCAAAAUAAUAGAAUGACACAUUUGUUAACUUGUAAUAGUAAAGGGUGUACAAUUAUUAACCAUUAUAAUAAUUUUGUUUAUAUAAUAAAGUGAUAUAUUUUAUUAGAGUUGUGGUAUAUUUUAUAAGACUUAUGGGUUGUUUUAAUAAACUUUGUGGUACUCCACCCCUUCCCAUCUAAUUGCACAAGACACGUGAAAUAUCCCUUCCUUCAAAUUUCCAUAAUACCAAACAUGUCUCUCCUUCUUUUCAUUAAUUAAUUAAAAAGUAUCAUAACAAAAUGUUCAUAUUGAUUGGACUAGUGUUAGCACCAUACUAAAAAAAGUUUUAACACUCUAUUGUAAAACCUAUAGGCGAUAACGACACUAUUUAAUUUUGUAAAUCUCAUGUAACAAUUUUUCUUAAACAAUUCUUAAUAGUAAAAAAUGGGGUUAAUUGCAUGGUUGGUCACUGAGAUUACAAAAAACGUUCAUGUUUGUUCACUCGAAAUAUUUAAAUCCAUUGGCGGUACUUCAGUUUACUGAAACCGUUCACAUUUAGUCACUCUCCAUUAGUCGUCGUCCAUCUCCGUUAAUGGAGUCCGUUAAGUGAUAACGUAAAGACAAAAUUGUCUAAUCAGCCCUAUUUAACCCAAAAAUAAUGUGACCCAACACGCCAUGUCACUAAGACCCACCAUAUCAUCUAAACCAACCCAACUAUCCAACCAGACCCGACCCUUAAACUAAACUACCACACAAAUUAAAUUCCUAAUUUCUCAAACAGAUCUCCAGUUCUCCACCUUUCCCCUUCUCGAUCGUGUUUGACCACCACCACCACCACUAUUCUCCUUCGGCCCACUGCCUCUUGAUCCGACUCCUUCAUCAGCCGGAAAAUUGCAGCUGGCUCCGCCAUCCCCACACCCACCAACCGCUCAAUCGCGUCCAGGAACAUCCUGUGCGGCCUCAGUCCCCACGCAAAACGCACCAGCCUGACAGUGUUCUUGUUGUCGGCGACGAAAUACGACGACAAUCAAAAUACUUUUUGAGUUGGGGAAACUUAUUGGGAAAGGCUACGUACGGAAUGAGAAACUCUUUUGAGUUUCAACCUCUCUCUUGCAAUGUAUAUAACAGCCUCACACUAUAUGUGGAAGUUGCUACGCCCAUCCAUUUUGCAAUAUCCUCACAGGGGUCUAAGUAUUUGGUUUCUAGUGUUGCUGUUUGUGGUUGCAGUAGUAGUUAAUUAGCUAGGAUGAUGAUGGGGUUGGAGAAGCUGGUGGUGAGGUUGAAGUUGAGGUUGAUGAAGGUAACGCACAACUACAGCCUACAGGAAGAAGGCUUAUACUUUUGCGGCCACCGACAAGUAGAAGUAUUAAUACGACAAGAUGGAGAAGAGCGAGAGCUGAAGAUAUGUUUUAGAAAUUAGGGAUCUAAUAUGGGCAGUUUAGUUUAAGGGUCGAAGGUUGGGUUGGUUUCGAUGAUAUGGCGGGUCGAGUCGCACCAUGCUGGGUUAAAUAGUGCUGAUUAGACAAUUCUGUCUGUCAACGUCAUCACUUAACGGACUCCAUUAACGGAGAUGGACGACGACUAACGGAGAGUGACCAAAUGUGAACGGUUUUCAGUAAACUGAAGUACCACCAUUGGAUUUAAAUAUUUCGAGUGACGAAACAUGAACAUUUUUUAUAAUCUCAGUGACCAACCAUGUAAUUAACCCGUAAAAGGGCAUUGCUAUUCGUCUCCCUAAUUAAAUCAAAUUUACUUUCAUGUCCUUAGUUCAUAUAUUUAUUUAUUAUUCAAACACUUAAAAUUCAUCGUCCGUCCCGUAUCUUGCCGGCGACGGGUUUUCAACCCGGCAUGUGUUGGUCGGCGUCUUCCUUCUGGCGGCGACACAGGUAGAUUAGAAGCAAAAAUGAAAACUUAAGAGGAUUCCCACCAAACAAACUAGUAACGAAAUCCUAUUCAAAGAACCUCGCAUAGGAAUCAAUGUUCCCAAUUUCAACAGAGAACAACUGAUACAUAAAACAGUGCCAUGAAAUAACCGGCUUGAAUUACAAUAGUGCCACCAAACAACAACGGGAUUGGGGUGGGCGCUAGAUUUGGGUGGGGGAGUGACAGUGUCUGGGUGGGGUAGGGAUUGGAGUGGCCAGCGGCGGAAUUGGGUGGGGAAGGAUAGAAGGAUUGUUCGGUUUAUGGUUUAGGAUAAAAUUGAGUUGAGAGAUAAAUAUGUCAACUUGUCUGUUUUAGGGCGAUAAAAUUUGAAUUAUCGGACGACGAAUAACAAUUUAGCAGAAUGAGACCAUUUAAUACACCAAUUCUUUUAAAUAUUUAUUCGUGAUUUAAAUCUCUGAACUAGACUUGUCAGCCAGUCUUCGACUUCGACAGCUGGCAAAUUAGACUGACGAGUCUCCCACUUUGAAUACGGCAAUUCCGGGCACCACCUUUUAUUUAUUUACUUUUCUUUUUGUAAAUAAAAGUUAAUUAAUUAAAUCAAUUUUCCUCUUUCGCACAACUUGUUCCUUGUCGUUUUCCGCCGAAACCCCACCCGGCAAAUAAGACACGUGACGGGAUAAGAAUUGGGUCCCGAGCAGGGGUAAUAUCGUAAACCCCUCUCCGCAUUCGAUGGGUAGUUUCGGAAUUCAAGAUUUUAAAUCCACGCGCUUCUUCCUACCGUCUUCUCCUACGUGGACCCACGUGGAAGCUUAAUCGCAGCCGUCCAUCUUCUCCGCCAAACCCUAGCUCCUACGCUUCCGCCUUCAUUUAAAAAAUCCGCGAAACCCAGUGAAACCAAUUUCCCCCUUUUCCCAAACCGAUUGAUUUAGAGAGAGAGAGAUAGAGACGCCAAAGACUUCGAGAGUUCUCUCAUCUUCGGUUUCCCGUUCUCCUUUUCCCCUUUUUGGCUGGAGGAUGGAGAGGUUUGGAUCGGCGCCGGCGUUUUCGCCGUCGGAGGAGGCGAUGUAUGUGAGCUGGGAGGAGGUGAGCGCGACGAGCGAUACAGGGAGGGCGGAGGUGCGAUAUUACCUCAGGCGGAAGGACGGAGGUACGGAUCUGGCUGUCGUUGGCAAAGAGAAGAGCUUGAGGCAUGUGUCUUACCGCUACGGCAAUCGGAUUCGGUCCCUAUUCGAUUCUAUGGGCCCGCUGUUGAAGCUCAGGACCCGGCACGAGGUCAUUGAUUGGCUCAACUCGAUAGUUUCAGAUUCAUCGCAUCAACAGUCAUCUGUGUUAGCUAAACCUCUUAGCAGCAGCUAUGCCCGUGCAUCUGAUUUUUUGAACAUCAAGGAUCCUCAAUCUCUGAAAAUCAGUCAUGUUACUAGAGCAUUUUCGUGGUUGGGCUCCCCUUGGAUGUGCAGGAGAAAAAGGAAGCACUUUCCAUCUUUCCAUAGAAACGGUGUAAAAAUUUCUGUUUAUGACUUUGUGUACGUUCUAGCUGAAGAAGGAAAAAGACUUGUUGCAUAUUUGGAAGAUAUGUAUGAAGAUUCAAAGGGCAGUAAGAUGGUUGUGGUACGAUGGUUUCACAAAAUUGACGAGGUUGGUAUUCCUCUGCCUCAGAAUUACAAUGACAGAGAGGUUUUCUUCUCUCUUUGUCUGCAAGAUUUAAGUGUUGAAUGCAUAGACGGUUUGGCUGUCAUCCUCAGUCCUCAGCACUUUCAGAAGUUCCGGAGUGUAGCAGCACAUACUAGGAUGGACCCUUUUGUGUGUGACCAUAUGUUUGAAGAUGAUGAAGUAAAGCCCUUUAAUGUCACUAGGGUGAAGGGCUACUGGAACCAAGAAAUAGUGACGCAUAUGUACCCUGUUUCUGGUUCAACAAAAGAUCAGGCAGCUUUGCAGCAGUUUGAUCAUGAUGUUGAGAUCAGGCCUAGAAAGAGGCAUUGUCGAUCCAGAGAUAAUGGUUUGCAUUCACUUGAUAAACUGGAAACAGUGAAGGAUAGUCACGACUUAUGCAGCAGUUUGCCUGACAGGAAAGUUGUAGACUCCUGUCCUCCUGUUUGGGGAGGAGAAACUGUUGCCUUGUUAUCCCAGGCAGAGGCCAAGGCCAAGGCAAACCCUGCUGAACAUCUGAAGGUUGGCCAUGAAGUUGAAGUGCUUUCACAGGAUAGUGGAAUUCGAGGAUGUUGGUUUAGGGCUAGAAUAAUUAAGAAGCACAAGGAUAAAGUGAAAGUGAGGUAUGCAGAUAUUCAAGAUGCAGCUGAUGAAGCUAAAAAGCUGGAGGAAUGGAUGCUGGCAUCUCGAGUUGCUAGUCCUGAUAAGUUGGGCAUCCGGAUAGCUGGAAGGAAAACUGUCCGUCCUGCCCCUGAGUUGGAUGAAGAGUGCUUGUUUGACGUCAAACUUGGAGCUGCUGUCGAUGUGUGGUGGCAUGAUGGCUGGUGGGAAGGAAUCGUUGUUGAAAUGGAAUCUGAGCAGAAAAUUCGUGUUCAUUUUCCAGGAGAGAACAAGGAAGAAGUGUUUGUUCGUUCGAACUUGAGACAGUCUCAAGAAUGGUUGGAGAAUGGUUGGAUAAAACUCAAGGCAAGGCCUGCGAAUGUGGAUUCUAUCCUAUCUCAGUCAUUAAGCAAGCCUAGGGUGAGCCAACCAGUUGCUAGUAAGAUGGCCCGACCUAUACUUUCUGAUCCGAAGCAUCAUUCCAUGAACGUUGAAACCAACAGCAGUAGCAGAUUAGGUUCUGAGCAGCAGCAUUCCAGAAAAGUUGAAACUGACUGUAGCAGGUUAGGAUUAGAUUCCAGAAGUGAUGAUGAUAGAAAUGAAGAAUCGAAGAAAGUGGUGUUGGAUUUGUCGAAAGAUGAUUUGCUGACCAAACUCAGAUGGAAAUCCUCAAGGAAGAGAAGACGCGGGUCCAGUGGUGGUGGAACACCUGCUUCUGACCUCAAGGUCAACCAGAAGAACAACAGCAGCAAAAUGAGUCUUCUAAACAUCCCCGGACAGAAUGCCAGACUUUUGAUUUCAAAUGCAUUGAGCAUUGACCAUGACAACUGCAAGUACAUGGGAGAUUCAAUGUUUGGAUCCUCUGCUGUACAGCCGUUAGCAAAUUUAGUGAUGUCCAGAUGAACGACUCAUGCCUUGUUCUUCCUGGGUUGUUGAAAUUAGGAGUAGCAACAUCUUUUAACUAGACGCUGGCUGUGUGCAUCUCACUUGAUGCAGGCAUAUGCAGUCUUUGGAACUUUCACUCAUCAGUAUUGCCUGGAGCAGAAGUAAAUGUUUGUUAGCUUGCAACUAAUCUUGUUGUUGUGCUAUUUGGUAUCCCGAUAGGCUUUCUGCGGGAGUUUGUUCUUCCUCUGAGGAAUACAGAACAUAAGUUUUUGGAUGGGUUUCUAGUAUCCAAUUCCUGUAACAUGUACAUCAGCAACAAUCUGCGGUUAAUGAAAACCUUGACAGCAUCCUUGUUCGUUAUGUUGCCUCAUUCUGUCCUUUAAUAUUUCUGUCAUCUGUUCUCUUUCCCAGUGUUUCCAGGAGCAAUGUUUCAUAAAUAAAAAGGUUUAAUGGGC